This is a messenger RNA of Ananas comosus (pineapple), 1729 nucleotides long. Its product is annotated as benzyl alcohol O-benzoyltransferase-like. The record is from RefSeq and is a predicted model, not a curated record. NCBI's taxonomy places the organism in Eukaryota, Viridiplantae, Streptophyta, Magnoliopsida, Poales, Bromeliaceae. Bases 1 to 1374 code for a protein of 457 amino acids. The transcript has 2 exons.
AUGGCACCGUAUAACUCUCUCACAUUCACCGCCCGCCGGAGCGAAGCCGUGCUCGUGGCCCCGGCAAAGCCGACGCCUUACGAGCUCAAGCCGCUCUCCGACAUCGACGACCAACGCGGCCUGCGGUUCUACCGCUCCGGCAUCCUCUUCUGCCGCAUCAACCCUGCCCAUUCCGAUCUCGACCCGGCCGCCAUCACAAAGCGGGCCCUCGCCGAGGCCCUCGUCUACUACUACCCCCUCGCGGGCCGGCUCCGUGCCGGCCCAGGCGAUAAGCUAAUCGUCGAGUGCACCGGCGAGGGCGCCGUCUUCGUGGAGGCCAACGCCGACGUCCGGCUCGACGACUUUGGCCCCGCGCUGAGCCCGCCGAUCCCGUGUAGCGACCAACUUCUCUGCGAGCCUGAGAGCGCCUCCAGCGACGUCGUCGAUAGGCCCUUGGUCUACUUUCAGUUGACACGGCUCUCGUGUGGAGGGAUUAUCUUCGGCAUCCAGGUGUGCCACUGCAUGGCUGAUGCGGUGGGGGUGAUGCAGUUCGCGAUGGCGAUAGUCGAGAUGGCGGCCGGGGCCGCUGAGCCCAGCAUACCGCCCGUGUGGGCCCGGGAGAUACUAAACGCCCGGUCCCCGCCGUGCGUCACGCACCCGCACCCGGAGUACGAGGAGGUUCCCGACCCCACCAAGGACCGCAUCUCUCCCGCCGACGUUCUGGCCCACCGGCCGUUCUUCUUCGGCGAGAAGGAGAUGUCGGCAUUGCGUCGCCAGGCGCCCGCUUACCUGCGCGGGACCUGCUCUCGCUUCGACAUGAUCGCCGCCUACGUCUGGCGGUGCCGCACGAUCGCGUUGGGCUACGAUCCAGAAGACGAAGUCCGAAUACAGUUCGUAGUGAACGCGAGGGGGAAGAGGAACCCGAUGCUCCCUUUCGGAUUCUACGGUAACGCUUUCGCGUUCACGGUGGCGUCGUCGACCGCAGGGGAGCUGUGUCGGAAGCCGUUCAGCUACGCGCUUGAGCUGGUGGCGGCCGCGAAGGCGCGGUCGGCGGCGGACGACCACCUGCAGUCGGUGGCCGACCUCAUGGUGCUGAAAGGGCGGCCGCGGUUCGCGAUGGCGCGAACGUACUUAGUUUCCGACCUGACGAAAAUGGGGAUGGAGGAUCUCGACUUCGGGUGGGGGACGGUGGUAUACGGCGGCCCCGCGACCGCGAUGUUGGCGACGUUCCACAUACCAGCGUACAGCGCCGAGGGGGAAAGGGGGAUACUGGUGCCGGUGCGGCUUCCGGAGUUUGCGAUGGAGAGGUUCGUGGCGGAGAUGGAGAGGGGACUAGUGACAAAGGAGGAGGAGGAGGAGGAGAGCCAGGUUAUGAAGGUUUGUUCCCACCUGUGAGGCCCAAUAAUAUGCUAUAAACGGUUGAGUCCACGUACGUGCAUGGCCAUGUUAAAAUUGUAGGUUAAAUUAUUUUGUAUUCGCACGUACGUACUUGCAUGAGCCAUGCAUUUGGGUUUAGUGUACAAAUUCUGAGUCGGACUCGGGACUCGGGGAUCAAACUUGGGCUCAUUUGGGUCUAUUAAUUUGUGGUAUGCAUGUUUGCAACUUUUUUUUACCUAUUUUUGUGGUGUUUGGUUCGUUGAAUCAAAGCAUAUAUCUAGUAACGAGUGGUGUCGGUUUGAAAUUUGAUAUGUAUUUUUUAAAAUUGUACUUUCGAAGAGUGUAUUAAUUAAUCUCCAAGUAUUCGAAUCGU